UGCGCUGUGCGAGGUCGAAUGCUCUGCGCAAUGUGGUGUCGACGGCCUGGUCGGCGAAUGACAUCGUCUCCGUCUGGCGGGGCCGCAGCAGGCAAGGCGGUGGCAGAAUCGGCGCUAGAUUUCGUAAAAAGUUCGAAAAGUUCGACCAGUUCGACGCCCAUAGGUCGGUCGCGAAACACCAUUUCCGAUCCGCCCAGCUCCUCACAUACACAAGCGCAAAUAUGGGUGGAAUGAGAGGCAAGAACAAGCAGGGCAUGCCCGAGCCCCUCGACGAAUCGCUCGUCACACGCAAGAGGAAGGACUACGAGGCGCCCGCGCCGAAGGAGCAGAAGCGGAGAAGAACAGACGCAAAGGCCAAGGCGAAGGCGAAGGCUGCGCCGGCAUCAAAGAAAGCUGCAGCUACAAAUGGCGCGGCGGCUAAGAAGAGCGCUACGAAGCCUGCACACCGUGCUAAGCCGACCAAGAAGACUGCGCCGCCUCCGGCAUCCGACGACGAGGAAGAGUUCUCGGACCUCUCCGACGAUGAUGUGAUGGAAGACGCUGGUGGUGCCGUCAAGGUCUCUGGCCUGGAUGCGCUCGGCAGCGCCUCGGAAGACGACAGCGAAAUCGACGACGACGACGACGACUUCGACUCGGACGUAGAGACCGGCAAGAAGGCCAUGUGGUCGGACGACGACGACGACGAAGACGUGCAAGAGCAGCUCACGGCGGCCAACAUCGAGGGUCUGUCGCGGAAGCUGGACAUGCAGAGGGCCAUUGAGGAGGCCGAGGCGCAGGCUGAGCUCGAGGAGGGCAACAUGCAGACCAACAUCGCGCCAGGGGACAGGCCGAAGGUGCUGGACGACGAUGAGGACGAGCAAGGUCGCAAGAUCUCGAACCUCGUCACACAGGACAUCCAGCUUCUCCGAACGCGACUCAACGACACCAUCCGCGUGCUGGACGACUUCAAGAACCUGGCUGAGCCCGGCCGCGACAGGGCCGAGUACCGCGCGCAGCUGCUGAAGGACAUCUGCUCGUACUACGGCUACUCUGAAUUCCUCGCAGACAAGCUCCUCGGUCUGUUCCCUGCCCGCGAGGCCUUCGCGUUCUUCGAGGCCAACGAGACACCCCGACCGAUCGUCAUCCGCACCAACACCCUCCGCACACAUCGUCGUGAGCUCGCGCAGUCGCUCAUCAACCGCGGCGUGCAGCUCGAGCCCGUCGGCAAGUGGUCCAAGGUCGGUCUGCAGAUCUUCGACGCCCACGUCCCGCUCGGUGCAACACCCGAGUACUUGGCUGGUCACUACAUUCUGCAAGCUGCCUCUUCGUUCCUUCCUGUCAUGGCCCUUGCACCCCAGGAGAACGAGCGCGUGCUCGAUAUGGCUGCUGCUCCCGGUGGUAAGACGACGCAUUUGGCCGCCCUGAUGAAGAACACGGGCUGCAUCUUCGCCAACGAUGCCAGCAAAGAGCGUUCCAAGGGUCUGAUUGGUAACAUCCACCGUCUGGGUGUGCGAAACGCCAUCGUGUGCAACUACUCCGCGCUCGAGUUCCCCAAGGUCAUGGGCGGGUUUGACCGCGUCUUGCUCGACGCGCCCUGCUCCGGCACCGGUGUCAUCGCAAAGGACGCCAGUGUCAAGACCAACAAGACCGAGGCCGACUUCAUGAAGCUCCCCCAUCUGCAGAAGCAGCUACUCCUGGCCGCCAUCGACUCGGUCGACCACCACAGCAAGACCGGCGGCUACAUCGUGUACUCGACAUGUUCCGUUACCGUAGAGGAAAACGAGCAAGUCGUCCAGUACGCGCUGAAUAAGCGCCCGAACGUUAAGCUCGUCGAGACAGGCUUGACAUUCGGUAAAGAAGGCUUCACCAAGAUCGGCGGCAAGAUCUUCCACCCCUCCAUGAAGAUGACGAGGAGAUACUACCCGCACACCUACAACGUCGACGGCUUCUUCGUGUCCAAAUUCAAGAAAAUCGGCCCCACGCCGCCCAACGCCGUCGGCGCCUCCCGCGCUGCCAACGGCCAGCCCUCUUCCGUACCGACCGGCCAGGACGAGUACGUCGACAAGACGCCCAUCCUGACCGAAGACGAGGCCGCAGCAGACGACUUCGGCGGCUUCGACGACGAGGAGGAUAAGGCGUAUAUCGAGCGCGGUCAGGCGAGGGACGCGCGCCGCAAGGGCAGGGAUCCAAAGGCGGACCCGAGCAAGGCGACGGAGAAGAAUGGGAAGGAGAAGAAGGGCGGUGGCAAGGAGGUAGUUGGCAAGGAGGCCAAGAUCGAGGCGAAGAGCAAGGCAGAGCCCAAGGCAAAAGCCGUGGCUGAGGUCAUCGCUGAAGUCAAGGUCAGCAAGAAGGGCAAGAAGGCGAAGACCGACAGCGCCGUCGCCGUCACCCAAGUCUCGCCCGCCAAGCCCGAUAAGAAGGCAAAGAAGGCCGACGUCGCGUCCCCCAAGGCGAAUGCGGCGGUCAAAAGUCCCAAGUCCAACGGCGCGGACAAGAAACCCCGCAGGAAAAGCGGCGAUAAGAAGAUGAUCGCGUAGUUUUGGCUCGGUCUGGCGCGGUAGAAUGAGGGUACGAGAUAACACAACGGUUUAUGGGGCUGUGAAUCGCAUUUCAUUUCGUGACUGCGAUGCUGUCUCGCUUUGCGCGUGCGUUUUCAGAUCUCGGUGCGAUAGCCACGUGUAUGUGAUGUCCUGCUGGGUUUGCUGGUGACGGCAAGGAAUGGGACGUCAUCGGGGGUGGGGGGGAUGCCGGCGGCAAGAUGCAAGAUGUAAGCGUGUGUUUCUUCUCGUUUAACGCGGCAUGGGGAUGUGAGUGAAUACCUCGGAGCUGGUUACAUAGAGGGUUCUAAAGGAGCGGAUGUCUUUGUGCGCCGGGGAUUGUUUGGAGCGUCGCUAUGGAAGAUGUGGUGGGUGAUCCCCUCCAUAUCUACAUGUUGGACCGUCUCGAAUACCAUUUUGAGUGAAUAUUGAGUCCAAAUCGCCCAGAGCAUUG
Messenger RNA from Didymella exigua CBS 183.55, 2970 nucleotides. Its product is annotated as NOL1/NOP2/sun family putative RNA met. The transcript has 2 exons. Gene Ontology annotation, cellular component: nucleolus. The coding region runs from base 222 to 2516 and encodes 764 amino acids. NCBI's taxonomy places the organism in Eukaryota, Fungi, Ascomycota, Dothideomycetes, Pleosporales, Didymellaceae. Gene Ontology annotation, molecular function: RNA binding; rRNA (cytosine-C5-)-methyltransferase activity. The record is from RefSeq and is a predicted model, not a curated record. Gene Ontology annotation, biological process: rRNA base methylation; maturation of LSU-rRNA.